AACUUCAGAACUUCGCUGAAAGUCUUCCGACCAGCAGGUGGCGCUGGACACUCACACAACCACGCAGCUUGCUGUAGUUAUUGAGCUUUCCGGAGGGGGUGUCUGUGGAGAACACGUGAUUCGGUCCUUGCAGUGUAUGAGCUGCCUGUGCAGACACACGUGGGUGUACAUUAGGCUGCUGUAUACUGAGCUGGGGAGAUGGCUGAAACGGUUCUUGUGAUUGGUAGUGGAGCCAGAGAACAUGCCAUUGCCUGGAAGUUGGCACAGUCUGCCCAUGUCAAGCAAGUUUUGGUGGCCCCGGGAAAUGCAGGGACUGCAAACAAUGGGAAGAUCUCAAAUUCUGAUGUCCCCGCCAAUGAUCACAACCAACUUAUCACAUUUUGCAAAAGCAACAACAUAUCCCUCGUGGUGGUCGGCCCAGAAGCUCCUCUAGCUGCAGGUCUUGUUGAUGAUUUGACUGCGGCCGGGGUGAGAUGUUUUGGACCCACUGCGAAGGCUGCACAGCUGGAGGCCAGUAAAAGUUUUUCCAAGGAUUUUAUGAUCCGCCAUGGUAUCCCUACCGCCAAGUACAAGUCCUUCACCAAUCCAAAGGAAGCCUGUGACUUUAUAAACAGUGCGGAUUUCCGUGCCCUGGUAGUGAAAGCGAGCGGCUUGGCUGCUGGGAAGGGAGUGGUAGUAGCAGGCAGCAAGGAGGAGGCUUGUAAAGCUGUGAAUGAAAUCAUGCAGGACAAGACGUUUGGAGAAGCUGGAGAUACGGUGGUGGUUGAGGAGUUGCUGGAAGGGGAAGAAGUGUCUUGCUUGUGCUUCACAGAUGGACUCACUGUUGCUCCAAUGCCACCAGCCCAGGACCAUAAGAGACUAAUGGAUGGAGAUCAAGGACCCAACACAGGAGGAAUGGGAGCUUACUGUCCUGCUCCUCAGAUAUCUAGGGAUUUACUUAAUCAGAUCCAGGAUACUGUAUUGCAAAGAACUGUUGAUGGGAUCCGAGAAGAGGGCGCACCGUAUGUUGGUGUUCUCUACGCUGGGCUAAUGCUUACACAGGAUGGGCCUAAGGUGCUUGAAUUUAACUGCAGAUUUGGAGACCCGGAAUGUCAGGUAAUUCUGCCGCUGCUUCAGAGUGACCUCUAUGACAUUAUCCAGGCCACUAUCGAUGGUCGGCUAGCUGGUUCCAUGCCAGUCUGGCUAGAAGACCACUCUGCGGUCACUGUGGUCAUAGCCAGCGGGGGCUAUCCUGGUAGUUAUAGUAAGGGCCUGGAAAUCACAGGACUUUCAAAGGCUAAGGAUCUUGGUCUGGAGGUGUUCCAUGCUGGCACGUCACUAAAGGAUGGGAAGGUGGUGACCAGCGGGGGACGUGUUCUCACCGUGACUUCUGUCAAGGAGGAUUUACUAUCUGCUCUGAAAGAGGCCAACAAAGGAGUGUCUGUCAUAGACUUCUCUGGAGCCGUGUACAGAAAGGACAUUGGUUUCCGAGCCAUUGCUUAUCUGGACCAACACAGACAUCUGACCUACAAAGAGAGUGGAGUGGAUAUUGAGGCUGGAAAUAACCUAGUGCGGAAAAUUAAGCCUUUUGCGGCAGCCACGGCCAGGCCAGGGUGUAAUGCAGAGCUCGGAGGUUUUGCCGGCCUAUUCGAUCUGAAAGCUGCAGGAUUUAUAGACCCCAUUCUGGUAUCUGGUACUGACGGUGUAGGAACAAAGCUGAAGAUUGCUCAAGCUUGUAACAAGCAUGACACCAUUGGCCAGGACCUGGUGGCUAUGUGUGUCAAUGAUAUCCUGGCUCAGGGAGCGGAGCCCCUGUUUUUCCUCGAUUACUUUGGCUGUGGGGCCCUGGAUGUGUCGGUGGCUGAAUCGGUGGUCUCUGGUAUUGCCAAGGCCUGUCAGAUGGCUGGAUGCGCCCUUCUAGGAGGUGAAACGGCAGAGAUGCCAGGAAUGUAUGCCCCCGGGGAUUACGACCUGGCCGGCUUUGCUGUAGGCGCUGUAGAGCGAGGUUGCAUGCUGCCGCUUCUUGACAAAAUUGCUGCAGGCGACUUGGUUAUCGGCGUCUCCUCCUCGGGCGUUCACAGCAACGGCUUCAGCUUGGUCCGGAAGAUUCUUGAAAAGUCUUCUCUGGAGUUGUCAUCUCCAGCACCGGCUGGAUGUGGGGACAGGACGUUUGGGGAACUUUUAUUGACUCCUACUAAGAUCUACAGCAAGACCCUCCUUCCCGUCUUGAGGUCCGGCCAUGUGAAGGCUUAUGCUCACAUCACUGGGGGUGGUCUACUGGAGAACGUUCCCAGAGUCCUGCCCCCAUCAUUUGGAGUCACUUUGGAUGCCCUUUGCUGGAAGAUACCAGGGAUAUUCUCUUGGCUGCAGACGAGGGGUGGCCUGUCCGAGGAGGAGAUGAGCCGCACCUUUAAUUGCGGUAUCGGGGCUGUACUUGUGGUGGAGAAGGCGUUGGCAGAAGACGUUCUGAAAGAAAUCCAGGCGGUAGAGGAUGCGUGGCUCAUCGGAGAAGUUACCCUGCGACAAACAGGCUCAGAAAGUGUGAAAAUCAAGAACCUGACUGCGGCUCUGAACAGGACAGAACCACAACCACAAAAAUACUUGUCUACGUCAGUCUGUGAUGGAUUAAGUCCAGAUGUCGCGGGGAAAGUGAGAGUGGCGGUCCUCAUUUCUGGGACAGGUACGAACCUUGACGCAUUAAUAAAAAGCACCAAGUCUCCGGGCAGUGCGGCUUAUAUUGCCCUGGUGAUCUCCAACAAGGCUGGAGUGGGAGGCCUUCAGAAGGCUGAAGCUGCUGGGAUUCCUACAAGGGUGAUCGACCACAGACAGUACAGCAGCCGGGAGGAGUUUGACAACACUGUGGACAAGGUCCUUGAGGAGUUCUCCAUAGAGUUUGUGUGUCUGGCUGGCUUCAUGCGGAUUCUAUCCGGUCCCUUUGUCAGGAAGUGGAAGGGAAAGAUUCUCAAUGUCCAUCCAUCGCUGCUUCCAUCAUUUAAAGGGGCACACGCACAUAAGCUGGUUCUGCAGGCUGGAGUCAGGCUCACUGGCUGUACUGUGCACUUUGUGGCUGAGGAGGUUGAUGCCGGAGCGAUUGUCUAUCAGGAGUCUGUACCUGUGGAGCUGGGCGAUACUGUGGACACCUUAUCUGAAAGGGUGAAGAUGGCCGAACAUCGAGCCUUUCCUGCAGCCUUACAGCUUGUGGCAAGUGGAGCGGCAAAGCUGUGUGAAGAUGGGAAGAUCUGCUGGAAGAAGAGCCCGCUGUCAUAAUACUGAGCCCCAGAUACCUGGCAUAGACAUAGCUUUAAUAUACUGCUGGAUACUGCAGCCAUGACCGGUGGGUAGUUUACUGCACACUGAUAUACGUAAAACUCAAUAAUAAGACUAUAUGCAGUAAGCUUCCUCUGGGACCCUCAUCAGUCACAAAAACAGGGGUCCCCAUGGUCCCUGCUGCUUCAUUCAAACUCUCUAGGACAGUGGUCUCAAACUGUGGCCCUC
Molecule: messenger RNA, 3474 nt
Organism: Hyla sarda
Lineage: Eukaryota; Metazoa; Chordata; Amphibia; Anura; Hylidae
Gene: GART
Product: phosphoribosylglycinamide formyltransferase, phosphoribosylglycinamide synthetase, phosphoribosylaminoimidazole synthetase
Exons: 22
Coding region: 199-3246 (1015 amino acids)
Biological process (GO): 'de novo' IMP biosynthetic process; adenine biosynthetic process
Cellular component (GO): cytosol
Molecular function (GO): phosphoribosylformylglycinamidine cyclo-ligase activity; ATP binding; phosphoribosylamine-glycine ligase activity
Source: RefSeq, a predicted model, not a curated record